Dermatophagoides pteronyssinus (European house dust mite) is the source of this 1174-nucleotide messenger RNA. RefSeq names its product alpha-2-macroglobulin receptor-associated protein. The record is from RefSeq and is a predicted model, not a curated record. Gene Ontology annotation, biological process: regulation of receptor-mediated endocytosis. Gene Ontology annotation, molecular function: heparin binding; receptor antagonist activity; low-density lipoprotein particle receptor binding. Lineage: Eukaryota; Metazoa; Arthropoda; Arachnida; Sarcoptiformes; Pyroglyphidae. Gene Ontology annotation, cellular component: endomembrane system; endoplasmic reticulum.
UACAAACAACUUUAGUUGGUUGAAGAAUGCAGCACAUCAUUCCAUCAUUUGUGCAACAUUCAAUCCAACCAACAACAAACCAAAAAUGAAAAAUUUACUAAUCAAAUUUAUCCUUAUUUUAUAUUGUUCAGUGGCCAUAUUGGCUAUAAAUAAAUAUUCCAAAGAAGCUAAUAGUAAUGGAUAUAGACCAUCGGAUAAACCUUUUCGAAUGCAAAAAUUAAAUAUUCUUUGGAAUCAAGCUAAUCAGAAACUUCAACCAAGAGAAUUAUCACAGUUGAUGGAAGAUCUAAAGCAUCAGGAUAUAUCAGAGAUUGAAUUGAAAAAAAUUAAAGCAGAAAAUCGAGAUCCGGAUGGAAAAACCGAAACUGAAGUUCGACGUCAAUUGCGAAUGAUUUUGAACAAAUAUGAUCUGGAAACCGAAUCCAUGUUCAAAAAUGAUACUACAACAUCAACGGACGACAAUAAACAACUAUUUUCAGAUAAAAAACUUGAAAAUCUUUGGGAAAAAGUUCAUAAAUUGGAUUUGAAUGAACGGGAACUGGAAAUUCUGAAAGAAGAAUUGAAAAGCUUCGAAAACCAAUUACAUGAUUAUCGGCAAUUAAUCAAUCAGUAUCACGAUAAAAGAGAAAAUCGAUUAUAUCCUAAUGAUGAUGAUGUUCUUGAUAAUCACAUCGAUCCGGUUAAGGAAUCUCUUGAUAAAGAAAUGAAUGAAAAAAUUCAACAAAAACAUUCAGAGCUCAAAGAAGAAUACAAACGAAUCAGCAAUAUGGUUUAUGAUAAAGAUAUCAAAUUCAAAGGAGAAUUUGAUGAAAUAAAAGCCGCUAGAUUAUGGCAAUUAGCUCUUAAAUCCGAAUUCAAUACCGAUGAACUAGCAGAAUUGAAAGAAAAAUUGCUACAUUUUCAAAAUCGUAUCAAAAAAUUGAACUAUUUUUCUGGCCAACUACAAGCGCACAAUCUUAAAAAACAAAGCAAUGAUUUUGACGGAGAAGAAGAUUCUUCCGGAAAAAAUCUACACAAGCAUAUCGAAAAUCGAGUAAAAGAAUUAGAUGGUCAUGUUAAAAAAUUGCACCAACAAUUGGAACAGCAAAUUCUAAAUAAACAUUCCGAAUUAUAAACAUGAACAUGAACCAAAUUCUUUAAAAUGUAUUAAAUGUGUCUUUUUGUUUUUCCUCGG